Messenger RNA from Galdieria sulphuraria, 438 nucleotides. Its product is annotated as iron-sulfur cluster assembly accessory protein. The coding region runs from base 23 to 415 and encodes 130 amino acids. Gene Ontology annotation, cellular component: cytoplasm; mitochondrion. Lineage: Eukaryota; Rhodophyta; Bangiophyceae; Galdieriales; Galdieriaceae. The transcript is spliced from 5 exons. Gene Ontology annotation, biological process: iron-sulfur cluster assembly. The record is from RefSeq and is a predicted model, not a curated record. Gene Ontology annotation, molecular function: 2 iron, 2 sulfur cluster binding.
UCUCAGCUUUUUUGGCUUCGCUAUGGCACCUUCAGGUCGCGUUGUUGCUGCUGGUGGUUCUUUACUUCGAAGAAAUAAAAAGGCUGCACUGGAAUUGACAGAAGAGGCUGCAAGAAGAGUGCGCGAACUCUUACAAGCCAAGGGUGAAACAAUCGAAGGAGUAAGAAUUAGUCUCAGAAAUAGGGGUUGUAAUGGCAAGUCCUUUGUAAUGAACUAUGUAGAAAAGGGAAAGGAGAACAAACACGACGAAAUUGUACUAGAUAAAGGAGUUAAGUUGUUUGUGGACCCAAGAGCUUUGAUGCAGGUAGUAGGUACAACUAUGGACUUUGUGGACUCCGAACUUGCAUCUGAGUUUGUAUUUUACAACCCAAACGCAAAGAAUACUUGUGGUUGCGGAGAAAGUUUCAAUGUAUGAUCAAUGAAGUAGUCGUCACGCAG